Molecule: messenger RNA, 2110 nt
Organism: Colletotrichum destructivum
Lineage: Eukaryota; Fungi; Ascomycota; Sordariomycetes; Glomerellales; Glomerellaceae
Product: Putative RGS domain-containing protein
Exons: 3
Coding region: 434-1537 (367 amino acids)
Biological process (GO): intracellular protein localization
Cellular component (GO): plasma membrane
Source: RefSeq, a predicted model, not a curated record
ACGAAAUUAGUGUCUGGGUCUCAACGAACGCUUGAUCUGCUGUUAUGCCGGGUUCGAACGCCAUCCAAGACGCAAGUCAUCUUGCCUGCAGCGCCAUCGUCAACCACACUGACGCUGUCAGUCUGCGCCGUGCGCGAUCUUUCUCUUCAUACGCUCGUUCAGCAAACGUACCAAUUCUGGGGGAAGACUAGCGACGACGAGGGAGACAGCCGCGUUACCACUAUACCAACCCUGACUGGUUGCCGAGCGCACCCGCCAAACCUCAUUUACGACGAACUCGCGCUCCCUUAACGCCCUCAACCUCGACUUUGCAUCAUCAAUCGACUCCGACCCAGUCGCUCGACUUCUCUUUUCCGCCCGAUUUCUUCUCGUCCCGGUCACCCUACGAAUCCGACACCCCCGUUUCUCUCGUCAACGCGACUCACCCGACAUCAUGGAGGACCGAUCGACUGAGGGGUCCGGCACGCCAUCGCCUCAGCCAGACCUGCACCGAAACCGACUGCCGACCCUGUUCGAGGUGUUGAGCCGCCGUACCCUGCCUCCCGUCGACCUUUUUUCCUUUUACAUUUUCAUGAGAGACCAGCAGAAAUCCGUCGAUUACCUGGACUUCUGGCUCGAUGUUGCUCAGCACAUGUCUCUCUGUCGCCAUUAUGUACGCGAACUUCGAAGAUCCGUUCUCGUCGGAACGCCUGAUUUGGACAAGUCGGGCUCGAAGCGGUCUUCCGGCAUCUUAGAGGGCCUCGGGGAUAUGAGCCAUGGCGCCGCUGGUCCAUCGAUGUACGCCUCGGAGAAGGAGAAGAAUCAGGACGCUCAGAUGUCCGCCUAUCUGAGGGAGGAGGCUCACGAGGAUUCUCCCCAAAGCAGCACCGGCGAACAACGCGGUCGCGCUAGCGGAGCCUUCAGUACCCCACGCGAUAUGACGACUGACUCCAACUCUCCGGCCCACACCGUCGCCAGACAGGACAUCCGCGCUUCCGCAGAGAAGAUUCUGUACACCUUCCUCCUCCCUGGUGCCGAGCGUGAGAUCAUCCUGCCAGGUUCCAUCACCCAGGACGUCACGACUGCCAUCGAGGAUUUCGGCAGAGACGACCCGGAGGUUUUUGAUGUUGCCAAGGACUACGUCUUCCAGGCGAUGGAGCGCGAUGCGUUUCCCAACUUCCUGAGAAUGAAGGCUCUUGGCAACCUGAUCCCAACUACUCUUCAGAUUCGAAUGAUCAUUGGCCUCUUGUCCAUGUUUGGUGGCUUUUGGGCUGCCUUUAUUCUCAUUUUCCUCGACGCAGCUCGCACUACAAGAUGUUGGCUUAUUCUUCCCUUCACUGUUGGUGUCUACUUCCUUGCCUCUUACCAGUACUCCUUGGAUCCGGUCCUUGCUCUCAUCGGCUUGAGCGAGUACACGCCGUUCAAUUUCUCUCGGAUCCGUGAACCUUACGUUCGUAAGCUCCUCAUCAAAAGGGCCAUCAUGGUCCUCUCGGUCACUCUCUUGAUUGUUACAGCGCUUUGUGUGCUCUUCAUCCUUGUCCCAGGCAAACGGCUGUAAAAAGCUGUUCUGUUCUGUGCUACAAACAAAAAGGGCAUGACCAACAAUACCCAAACACAACAAAGAUGCGGUCUCCCAACUACCAUAAGAGAUCUAAUAAUAUUCAGCCCUUGUUGUUAAGAGGGAGAGAGAGAGAGCUUUUACGAACGUUACGACCCCCAGGAAUUUGAGCGAAAGAGUCUUUUCUUCAAAAUUUUCACUUUUCAUCGGUUUUCCAUUCAGGAUACCAACAGAGGCACGGCGUAGGGAUAAAAGGGAAGAGGCCACAAGGAAUUACAGCCUCGCAUUCGGCGUUCAACAAGAGAGAUUUAAUUUCUUCAAUCCGUGCACACAACAGGGCUAGUGUACGACUAUUAUUGGGGAGCUGGGAUAUGGCUCUAUCUGCUCAGGUACCUAGGCAGGAUAGAGAGGAGGGGGAAGGGGAAGACUUUUUGGCUUCAACACAUUCAUUCAUUUUUCAUUUUUGAUUCCCUUAAUUUUCACCAUAGGCUCGCUAGAUAGGUAUCACCGACCCAGAACAGGAAGAGGCUGUUUGGCCUCCCAUAUCAACAUGUUCGAGGCUGACUGAAAAGG